UGAUUCUCCAAUGCCGGUGACAUCGCGGGUUUGCUUUGUGAAGUUCCAGGAGCCAGAGUCUGUUGGAGUGUCUCAACAUCUGACAAACACCGUGUUUGUGGACAGAGCAUUGAUUGUGGUCCCGUUUGCUGAAGGUUUGUCACAUCAUUGUUUUUUUUACGUAUGAGUGGUCCUUGUUGAUUGAAUGGCAUGAAUAGUGAAAAUGUAAAAGAAGGUAAAGGAUUGUAUCCAUCCCAUUUGUGAAUUGCACAAAUCAACUCACUGUGGUCUGUUUUUAUAUGAGCUUUAAAGAUAAUGUCAAUGAUACUAAGGUGAUGGCAUUUCCCCCCAUCAACUGUAAGAAAUGAUUAAAGCAGACCUCAGAUUUUUGGUAUAUUGUGGUUUUAUCACCACAGUGCCAUUCAUUUGAUGAUCUGAUCUGAUUUCUGUCUGCAAACACACAAUGCAUAAUAAUUUCAUCUGCAUUAAGAAAGCGCAGUAUACCAAAAUCUGCUUUACAGACUAGGAGUUGAACAUUCCCAGGCUGUGGGUGCACAAAAAGUUGUCUAAAUUUUAACCAUAUGCAUUUUUAUUUUCUCCCCCAUAUUGGACUAUCCUCUGUUAAACUUCUCUCUGUUAUUUGUGUGUGUGUAUGUGUGUGUGUGUGAUUUUUGUAGUGAAGAAGGCAAAAGCAGCCCCCUCGUUGAUGGCUGAAAGUGGUCCUCUGCCUGCCAACAGGGGAUUGUAGACAUUUGCAAAGGCCAGCAAGCAUUCAAGUCCCAUCCCGCUCUUUUUGUGUCCUCUAUUCUUUCUCUGCCUUCUCUUUCUCUUUCCUUCUGUCUAAUUCAUCUUUUUUAGGUGGUUUAGUUUAGAAUAUAAAGGUCAGAUAUGGAGGACGUAGCCUGAAACAGUGCUCAUUUUGCAUUGUUUUGCAGCCCUUUUGAAAGCUGCUUAGUCAUUUUUUGGCUAAAGCAUUGUUCCUUAAUGGAUAAGGCUGGCAGUAUUUUUCGUUUUUUGAAGUCAACAAAUCUCAUGAAAAGACCAAAAGACCAGCAUCGACUAAAACUAUUUAAAGCUCAUCAGUGAGCCACACUGUUGUACUGGGUGACUUCUUUUUUGUCCAUUAUGAUGAAGGCAGGCACUGGUGCUGGGCGAUACAGAUGUAUAUAAUGAUAUAACAAGUUUUCUGGUAAUUAAAUAAAUUACUAGUCUAUAUAAAAUAACCAUUUUUAUUGCAAAAUCAGUUCAUGUAGUUCAUGUUGAGUCAGUGCCACAGCCUGACGCCCUGCAGCUCGCACAUACCAAAUGUGUAUUAAGCCGCCCCUGAAAAUAGUGCCCAACAAAAGCACUCUUUACUCCUGUAUAAGAAACUUUUUUUGAAAACUACAGUUCCUAGUUGUUCCAGAAAGUCAUGUUGUCUUUGAUAAAAGUACAGUUUUAAAAUUGAAAAGGAAUGAUGGCUAAUAGCAGAAAGUAAAGUUGACAAUAACCAAAAAUGUAAUAUUGCCAGCCUUAUCUUUAUAAAAACGUGUAAAUAAACUCUUUGAAAGCAAUCACUAUUCACUACUGUUUGGGUUUGGUGGUAAUAGCCUACACAAAGAUUCUAUGGGUUAAUCACUUGUGCAAGAACCUCAAAGCCUAGGCAGCGGACACCGCACAUACUUAUGCUGCAUGGAUUCAGGCAGACCAUAGACAGCAAACUGGAUAUCAUUUUAGUGGGUUAAAGCAUGAUGGCAAAAUUAGGUGAGGCUGUCAUAUAACACCUGCAAUGGUGACGGUAGACGGCAAACAACACAUUAAAACACCAUGGCAACAUAUUGUGAUGCUUGUUUUGGCGUCCUGCUCGUGGGAAGGUUUCCCCCAUGCUGUCCAAAAGUUGACGUCUACCUGCCUAAAUCUGUGUGAAAGCAGCGUUACUGUGUCCUAUAUUUACGACUUUACAAAAGAACUCUAGUCAAAGGUCGGUUAUUUCAUCUACAUCUCAUAAGUUGUCUAAGAUGCCCACCGGACAUGACACUAUGUUGGUAAAAUAUAUUCUCUUUAACAGUGGUCUCCUUUUGUUGUUGUGUUUUACAGUUCUUUUUCCUGGCUCAGCCAGUCCUGUAUACCAGGCCCUGCUGAAAAUACCAUCCAACAGUUUUGUCUCCUGCAGCAAUUUCUCUCUUCAGUGUGCUCUUUUAUUUGAAUGUUGUCAUUGUUGUGUGUGUCCGUAUUUAGGUCAUGUCUCUGUGAAAGAGUUGUUUUGGGGGUGGAUUUACUGUGAGAUGAUUAUGAGGUGUUUAUUUGUUAAAUUUGCCAAACAAUUUUUAAACAAUUAAAAAAAAAUAGUGGCAUGUUGCAAAUAGAGAUGCUAAAAUCAUUUUUUAAUUGGACUGUGGUAGUGCAGAUGAAUCAAACUUGGUUCGGUUGAUUGAUGCAGUGGCAGGUAAGGAUGCUAGAAUAAUGAUGUACAGCAGAUACGCCACCCACCCUGAAUUCUGCUAAUUGUCAUUUAGUACAUAUGCUCUAACAUUUGUGUUUUUGGUAAGUAAACACUGAUAGUUUGUGUAGUGUUCUUGCCAAAUCCCUAAAAUUCUCUCUGUUGUGUGUAUCUCGAUUUUUCUCUGUGUGCUUUUAGUAGCGAAGCCGCCAGCGUGAGUCGCUUGUUUCAGUAAACGUCUUAAUGAAAAUUGAGGGCUCACCCAACUGGAGAAGCAGCUGUGCUUGCUAACGUUUGGUUCAUGACUUAAAAAACACGUUCAGGAUCUAUUCCAGAUGAGGCUAAAGCUUUGUCACUGUUGGCCCCAGCAAAUGCUGUUGCAGGAAUUCUGCCAGGAGGAGGACUUCUUCCAACGCCCAAUCCCAUGAACAAUCCUAUGGGAGGAAACCCUUUUGGUGUUCCAAACAUGGACGCAAUGGCUGCAUUUGGAUUCCCAGGACCCAAUAUGAACCCCCAGGCUGCUGAUCAGCUGUUAAAGUUAAUGACCGAUCCAAAGCUGAAUCCUUUGGCUGCAGGCUUAAACCUGAGUGCAAGCCUGAAGGCUGAUGCAUCUAAUAAAGAAAUGGAAGAGGCCAUGAAGAGAGUCAGAGAGGCCCAGUCGCUCAUCUCUGCUGCUAUCGAACCUGGAAAUAAGGAGAGCAAAAAGAAGCGCUCUCGUUCUAGAUCUAGGUCCAGGAGGAGGAGGUCUAGAUCACGUUCAAGGCACAGGCGUUCGAGGAGCAGAUCACGGCGACGAUCCAAUUCCAGAAGCAGGAGGCGCUCCAAAAGCCCCCGCAGGAGACACACCGAAUCCAGAGACCAAAACAGGCGAUCUCCAAGCAGAUCCAGAGAUAGAAAGAAAGAUGAUUCAGGGAGAAGAAGAUCCAAAACGCCACCUAAAAGCUACAGCACAGCCAGGAGGUCACGCAGCGUGGACCGGAGACGCAGGAGAAGUCGAAGCAACAGUCGUGCUUCUCCUAAAAGGAGGUCUCCAUCUCCUCGAAGACACAAGAAGGAGAAGAAAAGGGACAAGGAAAGGGACAGGGAGCGCAGAAGUGAAAAAGAUCGUAAUCAUGAGGAACAUGAACGUUCCUCCAGCAAGAAAAAGAAGAGUAAGGACAAAGAGCGGGAGAGAAAAUCAGAUGGAGAGAAAGGAGAUGUAAAGAUCACCAGGGAUUAUGACGAGGAAGAACAAGGCUACGACAGCGAGAAGGAAAGGGAGGAAAGGAAGUAUUCUGACGACUCUGCUUUGUCUCCUCAGUCUGUUGAAGGUAACGGCACAUCACGGCCUCUGAAACAGGCCAAAGUUAACGGAUCUGACGAUCACCAUGAAGAGGACAUGGACGUCAGCGAUUAAGUAGUCCAUCCUUAUUUGUUCAUCAUUAUCCCUCCGUUUUGGGUGUGAACAUGUUACAACUUUUUUCCCCCACUG
Messenger RNA from Centropristis striata (black sea bass), 3869 nucleotides. RefSeq names its product serine/arginine-rich splicing factor 11-like. Gene Ontology annotation, cellular component: nucleoplasm. Lineage: Eukaryota; Metazoa; Chordata; Actinopteri; Perciformes; Serranidae. The coding region runs from base 2823 to 3794 and encodes 323 amino acids. The transcript is spliced from 11 exons. Gene Ontology annotation, molecular function: RNA binding. The record is from RefSeq and is a predicted model, not a curated record.